AUGAAAGCUCUACAGAAACCCUUUAUAGUUAGAGUUUUGUCUGACUUUUACAAUUCUAAAUUAAUUUUCAUAGGAUUAGCCCUAACAGUUCUAGGAUUUAAGUAUAAUUGUUUAUAACUAUCUUUAGCUUUAUAAUCAUUUAUAAAAAAAAGAUGAUUAUCUAAAACUUGUUAUAUGGAUCAUACCUAUCAUAGCUAUUUUAGGAUUUUUGGAAAUGGUUUCUUAGGUAUACUUUAUGCUAAUAAUUGUAAAAUCAUGUUUAGAUAGAAAGUGAACAGAAAUUAUCAAUAAAAUAGAUUAUUGGCUAUUAGCAUUCUAAUUAUUUUGACUCAAAAACUAUCUUUAUAAUUAGCAUUGUUUUUAUAGUAUAUGGCUUCAUUUCUUUUAUAAUUUCACUAAUUUAAAGAAAAUUAUAACAACAGUUGGACAGAAAGCAGAAAUUAUCAAUAAUUACCUUCUAAUUGAUUAACUUCAGGAAAAAUAAAACUACUAAGAAUCUUUAUUAAAAGUUUUUUUGUCUCUUACUGUGUUGCUGGAAUUAUUUUUUAUGUUUUUGCUUAUAUCUCUAUUUUAUUUAUUUACAGCUCACAUAAAAACGAUGAACCCUAAUUAGCUUUUGAAGCAUUUUAAAUUAAUAAUAUUGAAAUAAUAUUAUUAACAAUUAUAAAAUUAAUUCUCAUUCCAUUUCUCAUUAUUGAAUUUAGUUAGUUAUUAACAUUAUUAUUGAAAUCUAUAGAUAAUAAGUUUUGGAAGACGAUAAAGAAUAUAUAUAAACGUUAGAUUUAUAACUUAAAUAAGAAUCUUUAUAGAAUUGUUUUGGUAAAAUUGUUAGAUAUCAAUUUGGUGAGUUGA
Molecule: messenger RNA, 852 nt
Organism: Paramecium sonneborni
Lineage: Eukaryota; Ciliophora; Oligohymenophorea; Peniculida; Parameciidae
Source: the annotation of a GenBank genome assembly